AUGCCUGGUAAGGAUUCUGAUAAGGGUGAUGUACCUGACGGAAAUGGAACUUCUGAUAUUCAGCAUGCGAAAGAUAAUGAAGGAAAUGCGGAGCCACCAUCUGAUGAAAAUAAUACUGGCAAUGACAAAGAGGAAUCUAGCAUCCUUGAAAAGGACCAGCUGGAUAAUGUAUGCAACGUAGUAGAACAACUUGUAACUUUUCCCUUAUCCCAAAGUGUUGAUGAUGUUACUGGAAACCCAUUUGAAGCAGAAGAUAAAUCACAAGACUUGGAUUGUAAUGUUACAACUAAUAAUGAUGAUAUAAAGGAUACUGACAGUGACAGUGACAUUUUUGCAAUAAGUGCACCCGAAGGUGAUUGUCAAGUAAUGGAAAUAACUGAUGAUGAAGGGCAUCGCUCACAAGACGAACCUCGUGCUCCUUAUACUAUUGGAAGUCUCUCUCCCGUUGAUGAUGGUAAAAAUGAACUGGACAGUCUUGAAGAAAUUGUUGUAGCGGCUUCAGUGUAUAGGAAUGAUGAAUCUGGGGAUGAUAUGCCUGGAGAAUGUGAUAUGGAUUUAGAGGUAAAUAAAGAAAGUGAUAUUGAAGAUGAUUUGGAAAAUGAUGAUAAAGGUUCAAACAUGAUGUCAGAAGGUCACAGGAAUUUAGACUUAGAAACUGUAAGUAAAUUAAGGUUCACUAAAGGAAAAUCCACUAAAGAAAAAAAGGAGGGAAGCUAA
Molecule: messenger RNA, 717 nt
Organism: Macrobrachium nipponense
Lineage: Eukaryota; Metazoa; Arthropoda; Malacostraca; Decapoda; Palaemonidae
Product: germ cell nuclear acidic protein-like
Exons: 1
Coding region: 1-717 (238 amino acids)
Source: RefSeq, a predicted model, not a curated record